Vitrella brassicaformis is the source of this 1382-nucleotide messenger RNA. The record is from the annotation of a GenBank genome assembly. NCBI's taxonomy places the organism in Eukaryota, Vitrellaceae.
GGCGAAAACCGACUGCGUUGGUGUCGCGACCGACUGACAACCAACCAGUUACUGACUCGCAUUCAACAGUCGACACUGUCGUCACGUCAAUCACACCAAAACACUCGCCGCAAACGAAGCCUCCACGCGUCAUACGUUCAGACACACAAACACACCGCAUUCAAGCACAGCACAUCAUGGAUGGUAUAUCUUCACACCUCACACAGCCACGAGGCAAACAAGAGGGAGCUUCACUUCAGCUCCUAGCAAAUGCACCUAACCGCCUCUCUCUCUCUCGUCGACUAAAAGUCCUCAACCAGCGACCCCGCUCUUGUUGAGGAAAUGAUGUGUCGGCCCGCAGAUGGAUAACCUCGGCUAUAGCCUGAUUAGUUUCUUCAACAGGUCAUGUGCCCACUGACCUCAGUUCGAACCCCGAUUAGCGCCCAUACAGGGUGAUACCUAGGGCCAAACCGGGCGGAAAACAAUCUCGUUGAGCAGCUGCGGAGGGGUCGCGAGUUCGAUUCCUGGAGGCAACACUGGGAACCUUGGAAAGGCAGAGGCGGAAAGGGGGGACCCUAGCUCUGCGGUCCGAAGGGGGGUGUUGAGGAAAUGAUGUGUCGGCCCGCAGAUGGAUAACCUCGGCUAUAGCCUGAUUGGUUUCUCAACAGCUCUCCUCGCUCUCCUGCUCGGCAUCUUCGGCAUUCUUGCCACAGGCGUGGGAAAAAAGCAGGCGGAACCGAACGGCAUCGUCUGCAACCGGGUAGACGUCUUCUGUCGGCGUACACAGCCGCUCAACGUCAUUUCUGCACCGCUCGUCGAGUGUGUGCACGAGGUCGGUGACGUCCUCGACACUGCCAAGCGCGUCGGUGCACAUCUCGCGAAGGAGGUCGCCUCGCACGCCUAGCUGGAUGGCCCGCCGCGGCAGCGUGUCGUUGGUGAAGGGCACGUGGUCGGGGUCCCAUUGCAUCACCACCGACGUCUCACCAAUCGCAGCCUUCCACGCCUCACGAGUGCCAUAGAUCUCCUGGUAAGACGAGUGCACCGCCUCGCCCAGUAGACGGUCGAAGAAACAGCGGCGCAGACGCAGCGCCAACACACGCUCCUGAUUUUUCUUGCUCGCCCAUCCGCAUCGGCACAUCAUCCAGGUGAAGUUGGUCUUGAUCCACGACAUGCGGUUGAAGCUGAACUUGUCGCCGCCGAACCGCUGGUGCUCGACGGCGUAGUCGGCGAUGAACGGGUUGUAUGCCUGGUAGACUGUCACGGUCUCGUCAUCGAACUGGGCAAGAAUGUGCUUCCCCUCUGCCGGCCAUUUCGAACGCUGCUCUGCAUAGGGGCUAAGCUGCAGCCGUGUCAUUGCCUGCGCCUCGGUAAGCAGCUCGGUCAUCGUGACUCCGCAACGAGGG